AUGCCCUCUUACUUUUAUCACAUCACUCUUGAAUUUCUCCCUCCGCCACCAUCACGCACAUACCGACAGGACGCCGCUGCGGGUAAAUCAACGGCGAUAAAAGAAGCGCCACAUACGCAUGAUACGCUCGAUUCAUCAUCUCUUACCCUAAAAGCGUUUCGUGAAUCGAUACGUCCGUUCCGAAGGAGGAAAACAAGAGGGAAACACGAGCCGGUGACGGGUGGGAAGCCGCAUAUACAAUCGCCGCCGUCUACGCAGACAGGGUUUGACAAUCGUACCUCUGAGACCUGCGUGGGGGCCGAAACAAGGAUAGGAAAGGGGACAGCCAGCACACACGAUAACGAACUGAGUGGACGGUUAGCUUCUACUUCCCUGCGAGACGCGGACGUGGACACACAGGCAGAAUACAUCGACCAACGAAUCGAUACGAUAUCCAUCCAAGGCAUCGACAUGGUGAAUAACGAAAUAAACAAGGGAAUCGGCUCAAAUGCUAUAGGCGGCCUAGCUACGAAGGGGAAAUAUGUGCCUCUCGACCUAGGACUGACAGAUAGCGUCUACGGUAUUGUCCAUCUAUAUCGUGAUGCAGAGGCAUCACCUUCCCUGGGUCCGGGUGAUGAUGAUCAAGACCUCUUCUACCUCCAGGGGUCGGCUAUGGCGAAGAAUUUAAGAGUUGCCAACCAGUCGAGUAAGGGUGUGGCAUCCUCUUCUACAUCGGCCCAGCAUGGUGAAGGCCGCGGCGCUGUGCCGUCUUAUAUGUCGCCAUCUGACUUUUUGGGAUACGUGGGUGAGAAGACGAGGGACGAGGUCAGUCAUUUUCGAAUGAUCAGAACGGCCCGCGCGAAUAGGUAUAUGGUCUUGAUGAAGUUUCGGAGUGGUAAGAAGGCGAAGGAGUGGCAGUAUAAUUGGAACGGGAAGGUGUUUAAUAGUAUGGAGCCUGAAGCAUGCCAUGUGGUAUUUGUGAAAGAUGUGGAAGUGCAAGUUGGCUCUUCCGGUACUGAGAAGUUUCCUGACAUGAAGAAUGAUCCGUUUACAUUCUCAGAUGCUCAGUCAGGUCACUUGGCUUCUUCCGCGAUGUCGAUCAAACCUCUUGCACCGCCAACACCAUCAUUAAUAGAGCUGCCUACCUGUCCUGUCUGCCUUGAACGCAUGGACGAAACCUCAGGCCUACUCACAAUCCUCUGUCAGCACAUCUUCCACUGCACCUGUCUACAGAAAUGGAAGGGCAGCGGCUGUCCCGUCUGUCGCUACACUCAAGACGAGCUUGGAAAACGCAACAUUACCUUUCCUAACGAUGGGGAACCCAGCGAAUGUAGCAUCUGCCAUUCAGAUCGCAACCUCUGGGUCUGUCUAAUAUGCGGCAACGUUGGCUGUGGACGCUACGAUGGAGCCCACGCCUUCGACCACUACAAAGAUACAUCCCACUCGUUCGCCAUGGACCUGCUCUCCCAGCGUGUCUGGGACUACGUAGGGGACGGCUACGUGCACCGUAUCAUCCAGGGGAAGUCGGAUGGUAAACUCCUCGAGCUUCCAGGAGCAGAUAACAGUGCCCUUGAUCCCCCAGAUUGGACCGACGCCGUACCUCGGGAGAAAUUCGAAAAUAUCAGCAUCGAAUAUACCCACUUACUAACUAGCCAACUCGAGAGCCAACGAGUCUACUUCGAAGAACAGGUCGAACGUGCAGCUGAUAAGGCAUCCCAAGCCAGUACCGCUGCCAUCUCUGCCCAGGAGGCAGCAGAACGUCUAUCAAAGAACAUGGAAAAACUACAAUCCCAAUAUAACAGUUUGACGCAAGAGACCAUCCCAUCACUCGAACGAGAUAAGAAUCGCGCUGAGCGUCGAGCAGAGAAGUUCGAAUCUAUGUCUCGGACGAUGGAGAAACAGUGGCGUGAGGAAAAGACCAUCAAUACCAGCCUGAUGGAACGUGUAGAGUUCCUCGAUGCCGAGGUGAAUAAAUUAAAGGCUGCGAAUGAAGAGUUGACCGAGCAGAAUCGGGAUCUUACAUUUUUCAUCAGCGGGACUGAACGGCUGAAGAACCAGAGCGAGGAUAUCGUGGAGGGAACAGUCAGCGUUCCGGAUCCACCUACCUCAGGUUCUAAGCGGAAGGGAAAACGCAAGGCGAAAAAAUAA
Messenger RNA from Arthroderma uncinatum, 2127 nucleotides. Its product is annotated as RING finger protein. The record is from RefSeq and is a predicted model, not a curated record. The transcript has 3 exons. Gene Ontology annotation, biological process: Ras protein signal transduction; protein ubiquitination. NCBI's taxonomy places the organism in Eukaryota, Fungi, Ascomycota, Eurotiomycetes, Onygenales, Arthrodermataceae. Bases 1 to 2127 code for a protein of 708 amino acids. Gene Ontology annotation, cellular component: cytoplasm. Gene Ontology annotation, molecular function: zinc ion binding; ubiquitin protein ligase activity.